Drepanopeziza brunnea f. sp. 'multigermtubi' MB_m1 is the source of this 1191-nucleotide messenger RNA. RefSeq lists its product as uncharacterized. The record is from RefSeq and is a predicted model, not a curated record. Lineage: Eukaryota; Fungi; Ascomycota; Leotiomycetes; Helotiales; Drepanopezizaceae.
AUGAAGUCCUCAUCCGUUUUGGCUGCCUUGGCCCUGGCCACUUCCGUCGCUGCGUGGGGCAGCGAGGUAACGAAGAUAACAGAGGUUUACGUGACCUACACUACGAUCUGCCCGGUAACUUCGACAACGACUGAAGCUGGAAAUACUUAUUAUCACACAUACACCACCACCUCGACCAUCGUUGAUCUUAUCAAGACUGCCAUCGUAGAGACGGUUCAGCUUCCAGAUACUACUAUUCCUGUGGAGACUGGCGUCACGAGCACUAUCACGUCUUUAUGUCCUAUUACAGAAACGACAACCAUUGCCGGCGAGACGAUCUACAAGACCUGGACUUCAACUUCUCUUAUUUAUAUUGUUCUACCAACAAAGGUUCAAGCGACCGCUACAGCUCCUCCGACGACCGUGGCAAUUGCAACUGGUGUAACUAGCGUCAUUACUUCUCUCUGUCCCAUAACAGAAACGAAAACCAUUGCCGGCGAGACGAUCACAGAAGUCUGGACUUCGACCAGCUUGAUCUACACUGUAGUUCCGACCAAGGUUGAAGAAUAUACGACUCUCGCACCAAUCACAACCUACGUCGAGACAUACGUCUUCCAGACAUCAAGUUCGCUGUGCCCCAUCACUGAGACUAAAACCGUGUCUGGAAAAGCAGUUGAAGUAGUCUACACAUCCACAAGCUUGGUUGUCGAGAAAAUCCCAACUACUAUCUACGAGACUGUGACAUUUUUGACAACUUGCUACGCCACUCAGGACGUCUAUACGACUCUAUCCGAGUACGAGACAUACUAUACGACCGUCUCAGCUGGCUCCACUGUUGUCAUUCCAGUGACCGAGACUAACACAGUCCUUCUGACUUCCUCCUACACGAUCACCAAGACCCUAGAGUCACCGACGACCAAGGCCACCAUCUAUGUCCCAAUUACCUUGGGGACAUCUGUAUUUGCUACCGAAGUUGUAACGAUUCCGUCUGAGGUGACCGCUACUCUUCCUGGAAGUUCCGUCUUCACCACGAUUCCGAUUGUUCAAUCGAGCACUGUGGCCUCACCAGCGAGCACCAUCACUCCUGUAUCUUCUCCAUCCCCCAGUGCCUCCGCACCCGAGCAAAUCUCAACCAAUGCCGCGGCCCAACCAACAAAUGGACCAUUCGCACUCGCUAUCGCUGGUGCUAUGGCAAUGAUCGCCCUCGCAUAA